AUGGAAGAAAUUCCAGUGGCGCGCACGAAAUCCAUGGCAGCUCCUGCGAUUUUCGUCCUCGUAUUCGCUUUCCACUUUCUCUCAAAAUUCAUCGGCUCCCACAAAAAAAAGAAAGGAGCGAUGAGUGAUGUGGGGAUUGAAUUGCGAGCAGAAAUUAAGAAGCUUUUGAAGGAGGCUAGCUCUUUGACUCAGCCUUCAACAUUUGCACAAGCUGCAAAACUUAGAAGAAUGGCAGCUUCAAAGGAGAAAGAACUUACAAAACGUCAAGAAAUGCACGAAAAGGAUAUGAAGAUGUCGUUUGGUACAUACGAAAAGCUCUUACUGAUAUCUAAGGUUGUUACGUAUGUUAUGCUUAUCUUUUGGUUCUGGAAGAUGCCUGUGACCACAAUACCCGAGCAACUUGUACGACCUUUCGGCAAGUUGCUCUCUUGGAGAGCAGGAAUAUCUUUGGAAGACGAACUUUCGGUAGGAAUUAUACCAUGGUUGAUAGUAUCUACCAGAGUUAGCAAAUUUAUCUGCAGGAAGGUUUUGGAUUAA
This is a messenger RNA of Striga hermonthica, 537 nucleotides long. The record is from the annotation of a GenBank genome assembly. NCBI's taxonomy places the organism in Eukaryota, Viridiplantae, Streptophyta, Magnoliopsida, Lamiales, Orobanchaceae.